UUGAUUGUAUACACCUGUGUCCAUGGAGGGGAUUGGAACACCUGGAUCACAUGAUAUGGAGGGGAUUGGAACACCUGAAUCACAUGAUAUGGAGGGGAUUGGAACACCUGAAUCACAUGAUAUGGAGGGGAUUGGAACACCUGAAUCACAUGAUUGGGAGGGGAUUGGAACACCUGAAUCACAUGAUAUGGAGGGGAUUGGAACACCCAAAUCACAUGAUAUGGAGGGGAUUGGAACACCCGAAUCACAUGAUAUGGAGGGGAUUGGAACACCUGAAUCACAUGAUAUGGAGGGGAUUGGAACACCUGAAUCACAUGAUAUGGAGGGGAUUGGAACACCUGAAUCACAUGAUUUGGGGGGCGGGGACAAUACUUGGGGCAAUAUAGUGUAUGUUCAUAUA
Molecule: messenger RNA, 400 nt
Organism: Staurois parvus
Lineage: Eukaryota; Metazoa; Chordata; Amphibia; Anura; Ranidae
Source: the annotation of a GenBank genome assembly